Messenger RNA from Rotaria socialis, 1119 nucleotides. The record is from the annotation of a GenBank genome assembly. Lineage: Eukaryota; Metazoa; Rotifera; Eurotatoria; Philodinida; Philodinidae.
AUGUUUCGACGUAAUUUUAGUUUCCCGCAUCAAAACAAUGCGCAAAUCUGUCAAAAUACUUCAGACUACCAAUCGUGUUCGUCAAAUAUUGCAUGUGGCUGUUUUCCUUUAGUCUCAAAUGAUGGCCAAGGUAUUUGUGCCCAUCUUCAUCUUAAGUGUUCCACGUUGAGCGUGUGUGCUGCAAAUAAUCAAACAUGUUUUGCACCUGGACAUGUUUGUGUGAAACAUUCCCGAUGUCAAAGUCGUCCAUUGUGUUAUCCAGUUCACAUGGCUAGUCAACAUAUAUGUCCAACUCCUGUAUUAACAACAACAACGAUUGCUCCACUGGUACCAAACGAUGGCAUUUGUGUAACAGCAACAUGGAACCCAAAUGGUACUACCAAAGCUGGAGGAGGAAAUGGAUUUGGAAAUCAAUUGACUAAUUUACUGAAUCCGUCGAGUUUGUUUAUUGAUGAUGAUUUUAAUCUUUUUAUUGCCGAUACUUUUCAUAAUCGUAUCGUCAAAUGGAGUGGUAACAACCGAAUACAACGAUGGUAUCACAAUGAUAGUCAAGGUGUUACACUUGUCCAAAAUACAUCAUGUUGGGGAAUAGCAAUGGACUAUGAAGGAUCAUUGUAUAUAAGUUCUCAGACAGAUGAAUCUCACGUAAUAAAAUGGCCGGGUGAACAGACAGUUGCCGGUGGCAACGGAAAAGGUAGUGCUCUGAAUCAGCUCGCAGGCGCAUCCUAUUUCUUCGUCGAUCGGAGCCAAUCAAUUUAUAUAGCUGAUGGAGAAAAUGAUCGUAUAAUUAAAUGGUCUGUCGGAGCUACUGAAGGUGUCAUUGUAGCAGGUGGAAAUGGUAGAGGAAAUGUUACCAAUCAAUUCAAUGAACCUACUGCAAUUGUUAUGGACCAUAUGGGCACGAUGUAUGUGACUGAUUAUCACAAUCAUCGAGUAACACGUUGGUUCAAUGGAAGCAAAACAGGUGUCACCAUUGUUGGAAGGCGUGGAGAAGGAGAUGAACCAGAUCAACUCCGAUUCCAGACUGAUUUAACAUUCGAUCGCAAUGGGAACUUAUGGGUGGCCGAUUAUAUAAAUAAUCGAAUUCAAAUGUUUGAAAUCGACAAGAGUUCCUGUUAG